GUUGUUGGGUUGUGGCUCAGACUGUAAUGUGUAACUGUGUGUGUGUUGGUCAGUUGUUGGGUUGUGGUUCUGUGGCUCAGACUGUGUUGAGCAGAAACUCUUUGGGCGAGCCUCUGACCGUUCACAUCGGCUUCAGCAUCGGACUCAUGAUGGGAGUUUAUGUGGCCGGCGGCGUCUCCGGCGGUCAUCUGAAUCCCGCCGUGUCUCUGGCUAUGGUGAUUGUGGGAAAGUUGAAGAUCUGGAAGUUUCCCGUCUAUGUCCUGGCACAGUUUCUGGGUGCGUUCGCAGGGGCGGCCGCGGUCUUUGGACUCUAUUAUGAUGCUUUCAUGGACUUCACCAACGGAAUCCUGUCAGUGACGGGCAUUAAUGCCACCGGGCAUAUUUUCACAUCUUAUCCUGGAAGACACCUGACAGUACUGGGGGGAUUCGUGGAUCAGGUGUUUGGCACAGGAACGCUGGUUCUCUGUAUUCUGGCCAUCACUGAUGUUGGGAAUAUCGGAGCUCCUAAAGGGGUGGAGCCUUUGGCGAUUGGUCUGAUUCUUCUGGGCAUCAGUGUUUCUAUGGGGCUGAACUGCGGCUACCCGCUGAAUCCCGCUCGAGAUCUGGGCCCGCGACUCUUCACCGCUCUGGCUGGCUGGGGGACGGAGGUGUUCAGCACUGCAGGUUACUGGUGGUGGAUUCCAGUCGUCGGGCCGCUGGUGGGGGGCGUGGCCGGUGCUGGGAUCUACUUCCUGUUGAUCGAGCUGCAUCACUCAGACGACACGGUCAAACCUCAUGAAGAACCAGAAGAAGAAGAAGAGGAUGAUGAGGAUGACAUCGGCCUGAAGGACAAAUACGAGAUGAUCAACAUGAGCUAA
Messenger RNA from Triplophysa dalaica, 857 nucleotides. It is a transcript of the gene aqp9a, whose product is annotated as aquaporin 9a. Gene Ontology annotation, biological process: glycerol transmembrane transport; water transport. Gene Ontology annotation, cellular component: plasma membrane; basolateral plasma membrane. Bases 27 to 857 code for a protein of 276 amino acids. The transcript has 5 exons. Gene Ontology annotation, molecular function: glycerol channel activity; urea transmembrane transporter activity; water channel activity. Lineage: Eukaryota; Metazoa; Chordata; Actinopteri; Cypriniformes; Nemacheilidae. The record is from RefSeq and is a predicted model, not a curated record.